Messenger RNA from Wallemia mellicola CBS 633.66, 1890 nucleotides. Its product is annotated as glycoside hydrolase. NCBI's taxonomy places the organism in Eukaryota, Fungi, Basidiomycota, Wallemiomycetes, Wallemiales, Wallemiaceae. Gene Ontology annotation, cellular component: endoplasmic reticulum; membrane. Bases 172 to 1890 code for a protein of 572 amino acids. Gene Ontology annotation, molecular function: calcium ion binding; mannosyl-oligosaccharide 1,2-alpha-mannosidase activity. Gene Ontology annotation, biological process: N-glycan processing; carbohydrate metabolic process. The record is from RefSeq and is a predicted model, not a curated record. The transcript is spliced from 19 exons.
GGUAUCCAGCUAACUCUAAUUUCUGACAAUCACCAGAGGAAAUACCACAUUCCUGAAGUUUAGAAACUAGUGUAGGACCUGCUGUAAAUUCUACCUCAUCUUCUGUAGCUUGCAUAAUAUUUUGUUCUGGCAUUAUCUAUUCCUUUGAUCUUGAUUGUCGUGUUAUAAAAGAUGUGGACGAAGAGGAAGAUAGCAAAAAUAAUACUUGGCGGUAUUUCUAUCGGAUUGCUAGCAAAUCAGUUCUUCAAUGUGAGCCGACUCAAGAUUGAUAACCUAACUAACAGAUUUCUCCAGUACAAAGGUACAAACCAAGAACCGAACAAAGUGGUAGUCAAGGAUAUAUCUUUGGAACUGCCUACGACUGAUAUCUACCUCGAAGCUGAUCCAAUUAAACGUGAUUCUGUCAAGGGUGCCUUUCAACACGCGUGGUCGGCAUAUGAAAGGGACGCUUUUGGUUUCGAUGAAUAUCAUCCUAUUUCACGAACUGGUUCAAAUCUUUCACGGUCUAAAGGUAUUGGAUAUACAAUAAUUGACAGCCUUGAUACCAUUCAAUUGAUGGGUUUAACAGAAGAAUACAGAAGAGCGAGAGAAUGGAUAAAGUCCGAGCUUACGUUCGAAGUUGAUGACAAAUUUAAUACUUUCGAGACUACGAUCCGUGUUCUUGGUGGACUUUUAUCAUCUUACUAUCUUUCUUCAAAUCCAUUUAAUCAGAACAUAGCCCUUCAUGAACCAGAUGCAUUGUUUCUAGAUCUCGCUGCUGAUUUGGGUGAAAGACUAUUAUCAUCUUUCUCAACUAAUUCUGGGUUGCCUUUGUCGUAUGUAAACCUGAAAGAACGUCUGGGAAUUCCAGAUAAAGACAAUGGUGGAUUUAUAAGUACAGCAGAGGCUGCAAGCCUGCAGAUUGAGUUCAAAUGGCUAGCAGAACUUUUAGAAGACCCUGUUUACUGGACAAAAUCUGAACGUGUCCUGCAAAUUAUUAAAGAUUCACCGAAAAUGGAUGGUUUGACACCAAUUUUCAUUGAUCCACGAGUAAAUCAAUUCUACUUUAGCCAAAUUAGAUUAGGUUCACGUGCUGAUUCUUAUUAUGAAUAUUUACUGAAACAAUACUUACAGACCGGAAAAUCUGAGCAUGUAUAUAAGGAAAUGUACGACGAAGCUUGUAAAGGUAUAAAGCGUCAUUUAGUGAAAAUCUCGCAAGGCCCAAAGAAGCUUAUACAUACAAUCGAGCUAGCACCGAGCCGAAGAGACAAUAGACCAGAAUAUAGACCUUAUAAUAAGCAAGAUCACCUGGUAUGCUUCCUACCUGGAUUGCUUAUGCUAGGCGUGCAUCAAGGUAAAGAUGAACUGGAUCAGAAGAAAAUGACCAUCCAAGAACAUGAAAAUUGGUGGGUUGGGACAGAAUUGCUAAAAACCUGCUACGAUACCUACAAUUCAACUGAAAGUGGUUUAUCACCCGAAAUAAUUCACUUCCAUCCAAUUGGUGAUCCUUUAUCGUUGAAAGAAGAUUGGUUUAUUAAGAGAAGUGAAAAUUCAAAGGUGGAUCUUUUAGAUGGACGUUACAUAUUACGACCUGAGACAGUGGAAUCUAUCUUCAUUGCAUUUAGGUUAACUGGAGACGCUAAGUAUAGAGAAUGGGGGUGGCAGAUAUUUCAAUCGAUUGAGAAGCAUGCUAAAAUUCAAACUGGUGGUUACGCUAGUAUAAAAGACGUCGACCAGCUACCUGUCGUAUAUGAGGAUAAGAUGGAAACGUUUCUACUGAGUGAAACAUUUAAAUACUUAUAUUUGUUGUUUGAAGAUUCGACGAUUGCACCUUUAGAUAAAGUAGUUUUCAAUACAGAGGCACAUCUAUUCCCAAUAUUUGAACCCUCAUUUAAAAGUAAUUUAAUUUAA